CUAAUUGUUCUAGUUAUUGGGAUAUCUACAAAUACAUUACUUUUAUUUAUUGAUAACAAUCUACUCAAUGCUCAAUUUAUUCGAUAUAAUCAAAUCAAAUCUUGAUGUUGAGUCGAACCAUCUUGAGGAUUUAAUAAAGACAAAUAAUGGUUUAAAUUUUGUGAAUUUAAAAGCAAACAUUUCUCGAGAAGAAGCGCAAGUAUACUUAACUUCACCGGAACUGAUUGCAUGUUUUCAAAAAAGUGCUAAAGAUUAUGAAAAAAUGAAGACGGAUCAUAGUGAAGCAAUUUGUAAUAGGCUGAUACCAUACAAAACAAAAGGUAUAAGAGAAAUAGAUCAAAUUAUUCGUUGGAAAUAUUAUGAUGUUGAAGAAUUGAACAUUAAAUUCUGUGAUUAUUCAAAGUAAAUGAAUUUGGAUUUGGGAAUGAUGACCCGGACCUCACUCAUGUUUCAUUUAUCUAUAUAUUGUAACAAUUAAUUUACUGUCAAAAUAACAAAUCACAAAUUUCUUCUUUCAUUAACAAUAUUAACC
Molecule: messenger RNA, 532 nt
Organism: Schistosoma margrebowiei
Lineage: Eukaryota; Metazoa; Platyhelminthes; Trematoda; Strigeidida; Schistosomatidae
Source: the annotation of a GenBank genome assembly